This is a messenger RNA of Trichomycterus rosablanca, 9030 nucleotides long. It is a transcript of the gene scrib, whose product is annotated as scribble planar cell polarity protein. Gene Ontology annotation, molecular function: protein binding. NCBI's taxonomy places the organism in Eukaryota, Metazoa, Chordata, Actinopteri, Siluriformes, Trichomycteridae. The record is from RefSeq and is a predicted model, not a curated record. Gene Ontology annotation, cellular component: postsynaptic membrane; postsynaptic density; basolateral plasma membrane. The transcript is spliced from 47 exons. Gene Ontology annotation, biological process: embryo development; neurotransmitter receptor transport, endosome to postsynaptic membrane; neurotransmitter receptor transport postsynaptic membrane to endosome. Bases 938 to 7057 code for a protein of 2039 amino acids.
AGUCCGCUGAGGCGGAGUUGAGAAUGGACUGGUAAACCUGAAGCUCUUCUUUACCUCCAGACUCAGCCACAGGAACCUGGAAAUUCCCUGGAAAAUAAACACUCACAGAGGCGCAGCUAGAUUAAACAGCCAUAUGAGUUGGGGGGAAGUAAGUGUAGUUUUAGGUGCUUGUUCUCGGACUGGUCUCGUACUUUGUUUGGCAGAGGGGCUGCGGAGCCGCACAAAGCCGGCGGAGGCUGCAGCACUACCGUACUGCUAAGAGCAGCAACAGGACAAACCCCACUGCUCUUUAUGUCUCUUUACUGGAACUAUAUAAUGAUUAGUUUUUAAUUCCAUUAAUUUUAUUGAGCAACGUUUUAUUACACAUUUUCCGAGUGCUGUUUUUGUUUAUUAAAAGCCGCGUCGUUUUUAAACUAGCAUGUGUUAGCAAGCGAACUAGCUUAAGCGAGACUAGCAGCAGCAGCAGCAGCAGCAGCCUUUGCUGGGUUACAUCACAUGCACACUGAGGAUUUUACAUUUUCACUUUAUGUUGUGUAACAACAACAACAUCACCGCCACUUUUCUGUUAUUUGGCAUUUUAUUUCCAUUAGCUGUGAGCUAAAUUGAUGUGGUAAGUGUUUCUGAACUGUGGUUUUAAUAGACUCCAGUAAGAUGUGAGAGUUAGUGGGUUAAUUGUCCUGCCCCUAAAUGAAAUGUUAUUAGCGUUGAAUUGGAGAUUGUGUGGGAUUUAUUACCCUCAAGGGAAUAGUGUGGGUUUAGUGGACUAAACAUUGCUGGACAGGACUGAUCACUGGACCCACCAAGAAGAACAGCGCGUACCGAGAAGUUCCCAGGAAUUUAAAUUACCUUCCUUUCGGGAUACAGUUGAGGGAUUAUACGGCGUGAUCGCCCCCCUGGUCUCUGAUGCGGAGAGUCUGAUCGGCCCGGGCGGCCCGCCAUGCUGAAGUGCAUCCCUCUAUGGCGGUGUAACCGCCACGUUGAGUCGGUGGACAAGCGGCAUUGCUCUCUGCAUGCUGUACCCGACGAGAUCUACCGCUACAGCCGCAGCCUGGAGGAGCUUCUGCUAGAUGCCAACCAGCUCCGAGAACUACCCAAGCCCUUCUUCAGGCUGCUAAACCUUCGAAAGCUUGGCCUGAGCGACAAUGAAAUCCAAAGACUUCCUCCUGAAGUGGCCAACUUCAUGCAGCUGGUGGAGCUGGACAUCUCCCGAAAUGACAUUCCCGAGAUCCCUGACAGCAUUAAGUUUUGUAAGGCACUGGAGAUUGCAGACUUCAGUGGAAACCCACUUUCCAGAUUGCCUGAUGGCUUUACCCAGCUCAGAGCAUUAGCCCACCUUGCACUCAACGACGUGUCACUACAAUCACUACCCAAUGAUAUCGGAAACUUGGCUAACCUGGUAACUCUGGAGCUGAGAGAGAAUCUGCUAAAGACUUUGCCCACCUCUCUGUCUUUCCUGGUUAAACUGGAACAGCUAGAUUUGGGCAGCAAUCAACUGGAAGUAUUGCCGGACACACUAGGGGCACUUCCCAACCUUCGUGAGCUUUGGUUGGACAGAAAUCAACUUUCCUCUCUACCUCCAGAGCUGGGAAGUUUGCGGCGGCUUGUAUGCCUGGAUGUUUCAGAGAACCGACUAACAUUGCUGCCCUCCGAGAUCAGCGGCCUCAUUGCCCUGACUGACCUGCUGCUCUCACAGAACCAUCUGGAAAUUGUGCCUGACAGCAUCGGCUCCUUAAAGCAAUUAUCAAUUUUCAAAGUGGACCAGAACCGUUUGGUGCAUCUGACCGACUCAAUAGGCGAAUGUGAAAACCUCACAGAGUUGAUCCUGACUGAGAAUGUCCUACAGUCUCUCCCUCGUUCUCUGGGAAAGUUAAAGAAGCUGACAAACCUAAAUGUGGACCGUAACCGCCUAAGCAGUGUGCCUGCUGAGUUGGGUGGCUGUACCAGUCUCAAUGUGCUCUCGCUCAGAGACAACCGUGUGGGAAAACUGCCUGCUGAGCUUGCCAAUGCCACUGAGCUACAUGUACUGGAUGUGGCAGGCAACAGACUGCCGAACCUGCCCUUCUCACUGGCCAAUUUAAACCUGAAGGCCAUGUGGCUGGCAGAGAACCAGUCCCAGCCCAUGCUCAAGUUUCAGACUGAGGAUGAUGAGCGCACGGGUGAGAAGGUGCUCACCUGCUAUCUGCUUCCCCAACAACCUACACCCAGCUUAGAGAACCUGCUGCAGAGCAGUGUGGAUGAGAGUUGGCCCACAGACACAAAUCUGAACAGAGUGUCAGUCAUUCAGUUUCAGGAGGAGACCAAGCCUGAAGAGGAGGAUGAUGAGACUGCUGCAGAGAGGAGGCAGGGCCUGCAGCGGCGAGCGACUCCUCACCCCAGUGAGCUGAAGGUGAUGAAGAAUGUGAUAGAGGCCAGAAGAAAUGAGGCUUAUACAGCCAAGCCAGAUGAAGAUGCAGAGUCCCCAGACAGUGAGGAGAAACGGUCGAGCGGACUGUCCAAUCAGAGCCACGAAUCCCAGGCUUCCAACAGCACAGCCUCCGAUAAUUCUCCUAAUGAGAAGCAGAGAGUAAAUGGCAUUGCAGAAUCUACUAACCGACAUGCUCAAGAGCCAGAAGAUGAGGAGAAUGAUGACAUGGAGGUGGAAUAUAAUGAGCCCUUUGUGCACUUUGCUGAGGAGCCAAUCAUCCGCGGAGGCGAUGAGGAUGACGAUGAUGAAAACGAUGGGGAAGACGAGGAUGCUCCUGAGCGGAACGAGUCUUUUCCCUCAGAGAAACAGCGCCUCAUCCGCAAAGACACGCCACACUACAAGAAGCACUUCAAGAUCACCAAGCUCCCCAAACCCGAGACGGUGGCUGCCUUACUGGAGGAUUUUCGCGCCGAUCCACCCCCUCCAGCCCCUCGCAUGUCUGUGGAAGAGAGUGAGGCUGACGAGGAGGAAGAGGGAGUAUCAGUUAAAAGCCCUUUUUUACAGAGACUGGAGGCAGCUGAGCUGGAGGACAGUCGGCUGACUCAGGCAAACUCCUCGUUACAACCGGUAAAGGGGGUGUCAUUUGAUCAAGUCAAUAAUCUGCUGAUUGAGCCUGCUCGAAUUGAGGAGGAAGAGCUGGUUCUGACUAUCCUGAGACAGACUGGUGGAUUAGGAAUCAGUAUAGCAGGAGGGAAAGGAUCCACUCCUUACAAGGGAGAUGAUGAGGGUAUAUUUAUCUCCAGAGUGUCAGAAGAUGGCCCAGCUGCACGAGCUGGGGUCAAAGUGGGAGACAAACUACUUGAGGUAAACAAUGUAGAUCUGCAUGGAGCAGAGCACCACACAGCAGUGGAGGCUUUGAGGAGCUCAGGAACAUCAGUUACCAUGGCGGUACUGCGUGAACGCAUGGUAGAGCCCGAGAACCCUAUCACCACUACACCCCUGAGACCUGAAGAUGAUUACUUCCCUCGAGAAAGGAGGUCCAGUGGCCUUCCCUUUCAUCUGGAGUCUGGAUCCAAUGCGGUCAGCACGGGGCCCUGCCAACGAAUAGCCACUAGCCUGAUCCGCAACGACAAGGGCUUAGGAUUUAGUAUUGCAGGGGGCAAAGGCUCAACUCUUUACCGGACUGGAGACACGGGAAUCUUCAUUUCACGUAUUGCUGAGGGUGGUGCUGCCCAUCGAGAUAACAUCCUCCACGUGGGUGACAGAGUCAUAUCUAUCAAUGGUGUAGACAUGACAGACGCCAGACAUGACCAAGCAGUAGCUCUGCUUACUGGCACCUCUCCCACCAUCACGCUGCUGGUGGAGAGGGAACAAGCGAGUGCCGGUGGGUCCUCACCCCGAGGACGCCCCCACUCCCCGCCUCCUCCAGAGCCAUCAGACUCACCUGAGCAAGAGGAGGCCGGAGAUGAGCACCUGGAGAACCAUAUAAGCUGUCCAAUGGAGGACGAGUACCCCAUAGAGGAGGUGACACUGGUCAAAACAGGUGGUCCAUUAGGCCUAAGCAUUGUCGGCGGCAGUGACCACGCCAGCCACCCUUUCGGCGUCAACGAACCAGGAGUGUUUAUUUCAAAGGUCAUUCCCCAUGGUCUGGCCUGUCAAAGUGGGCUCCGUGUAGGUGAUCGCAUUCUAGAGGUGAACUCCAUCGACCUGAGACAUGCCACCCACCAGGAGGCUGUUAAAGCUCUGCUCUCCAACAGUAAGGAGAUCCACAUGCUGGUGCGCAGGGAUCCCUCACCCCCUGGCAUGCAGGAAAUUGUUAUUCACAAGCAGCCAGGAGAAAAACUGGGUAUUAGCAUUCGUGGUGGAGCCAGAGGGCACCCAGGGAACCCCUUCGAUCCAACAGAUGAGGGAAUCUUCAUCUCUAAGGUGAGUUCCAGUGGAGCUGCAGCACGGGACGCCCGCCUGAAAGUAGGCAUGCGAAUCCUGGAGGUGGGCAAUCACAGUCUCCUGGGCAUGACUCAUACUGAAGCAGUGAGGGUGCUGCGAUCCACAGGAGAUUCCUUAUUAAUGCUGGUGUGUGACGGAUUUGACCCCAGGAAUGUGGCCGGCAUGGAGGCAUCGCCUGGCAUCAUCGCAAACCCAUUUGCUUCAGGAAUUGUUCGAAAGAACAGCAUGGAGAGCAUCUCCUCUAUAGACAGAGACCUGAGCCCAGAGGAGAUGGACAUUAUGCAGAAGGAGGUUGAGAUGGUAAGGGAGACGUCUCAGUGGGAGCGGGAGGACAUGGAGAAAGUGGAACGUAUGCGCUUGGAGCGCGAGGAGGCUACUCGCCUGCUGGAAGAGGAAGCAGAGAAUUUAAACACUGGACCUCUGAAACUGGACUACAAGACACUGGCAGCUCUUCCUACAACCAGCCUGCAGAAGGUCAACCGGCUUUCUCUUUCCUCUACUGAAUCCUGUCCAAUGGAGUGUGCUCUUCAGGCCAGACCGGCUGCUGCUAUAGAACCUCUUGUGUUUGAGAAGGCUCAUGCUGUCCUGUACCAUGUAGAUGCCCCUGUUCAUCCCUCAUCACAACCCUGCCUAAUUACAAGUUCGCCGGUUCCCAAACACUCCUCAGCCAUGACACAGGACCCUGCUCCAGCACCCACUAUUGCACCAGAGGAGGAGGAGGAGUGUCUAGUGGACUCUCAGCCAAUGUGUUUUACUGAAAAUCCCUUUCUGGUUGCUAAUCGCAAGAGCAAGGGUCACCCUCCCAGUGAGCGAAUCCUUUCAGGGCCACCAACGGGCUAUGGCAGGCAGGGGAAGCUUCAGACCUCUCUGUAUAACAAGGCAUCACCAGCUGAUGGCCAAAGGGUCGACAGUCCUGUAAGAGAGGGACAUUACUCCCCCAGCCCACAAUUGCCAAGAGUUCAUCAGUCUUCAUCCUCUUCCCCUGUGGCACUGGGCAGAGAGACACGUUUCGCAAGCAUUCAUUUAACCUCCAAUGUGACUACAAAGGACCAUUCAGGAACCAAGCCUGGUGCCAUUCAGCCUAUCUCAAGGGUGCGACCUCCGGCGUCUCCAUCAAGUCAGGAUGGCCUCAGUAGUCCUACACCUUUCCGGCAUAGCCCCUCCCCCAUCAACUCCCAAAUCACUCAACGACCCCCAUCCCCUGAUACUUUCAGCCAAUUCCCUGUCAAUGUCAAGCAGGCAUAUAAGACCUUUGCUGCUGUGCCCCACUCCAUGGCUGUUCUGGAGCCCCCGCAGGAUUUGUAUGGCCAAAGAAACAACGUUCACCCGAAUCAGCUAUCACCAGAGCCUGAGCUGUGUAAUGAAGUAUUUUUAGUUGAGGAGGGUGAAGGAGAGGGCCUGAGCCCUCGCCCCUCCCUCUCAUCCGAUCGCCGCGAGUACAGGAGUCUGGCAGCCGUGCCACGCCUGUCUCGUCCCUCCCUGGAGUCUAAGACCCCGACCCUCGGCGGCAGAGGCAGCCCGGAGCAGCGAUCCUUCCGAGACAGGCAGAAGUACUUUGAGAUUGAUGUGAAGCAGCCAUUGCCAGACAAGCCCAAGCCACGUGUGUCACUUGUAGGAGAGGAUGAUCUGAAGAAAAUGAAGGAGGAGGAAGCUAAACGAUUUGAGCGGGUACCGGGGUACAUGGUGGAUGAGGAUGAAGAGGAUGAUGAGGAAGAUUUGGCUAAACAAGUGGCACAUAUGAAGGCCCAGGGCAAAGUCAUCCUAGAUGGAGUGGAGUACAAGGUGGAGCCGGUCAGCGGCCACACUAAUACUCCGCCCAGACAGUGCUCUACGCCUCCCAGCUAUUGUGGCAGCUCAGGGACUUCUUCAGUAGAUGGUAAAGUGGAUUCCCAGCGUAACUCCAUGGAGGACAGCUUUAGACUGGACCAGAGACCCAAUUCCAUGACAGGUUUGAUACCCGUCUACUCCGGAGAGUCUGCUGCUCCUAUUCGUACAGCUAAGGCUGAGCGCAGGCACCAGGAAAGGCUGCGCAUGCAGAGCCCUGAGCUUUCUGUGGCUUCAGACAAGGACCUGUCUCCUGCUGAGAAAAGGGCCCUGGAGGCUGAGAAAAGAGCCAUGUGGAGAGCUGCCAGGCCUUAUGGUCUAGAGGAGGACGUUAAGCAGUAUGAGCAAGACCUGGCCAAGAGGCUCUACCAGUCACGCGUGAGGGCAUCGUUAAACAGUGCCGCAGCUUCUCCCACUACCUGCUCCUCUACCUCUCAGCCCAGGAUGAAGUCUCUGGAACAGGAUGCUCUCAAGGCUCAGAUGGUCAUUGCUAAGUCUAAGGAAGGAAAAAAGCGAGGCAACUUGGACCAGUUAGCUGAAUCACCCUCUCCUGCUCCCACACCCUCUCCCACCCCUAUUGAAGAUUUCAGCCCGCGAGCUGUAACAUCACCAGGUCGACUGUCUCAACCAGAAAAGAAGUUUGACUACCGACAAUUUGCUGCCAUUCCUUCUUCCAAACCUGUAUACGACAUUCAGUCUCCAGAGACCACAGAUCUUUACUAUAACAUUGAUGCUUCCACUAACCCUGUUUCCUGUGGUGAAUCUGAGGUGACGGUAGCUACUGUGGCUGCUACAUCUGCUUUGGAGGAGAUGGCUUUGUACAGCAACAAGCGCAAACUCCGCCAGGGCCGCCGCAGUCUCGAGACGCCCGUUCCUACAUAACUACACCCGCACACACUUCUUUUCACUCACUCACACACUCAUUUGUGAUACAGAUUGUAAUGGUAGUGCACAUUAACUAGGAAUGCUAUGAGCUAUAGAGAAAACAUAACGGCAAUUCACAGAAAGGUGUGAAAGAUGCUCAAACUCUCUCCGCUUCAGUGCCGACCAUCACAAAGACAGUAAAACACUACAGCUUCUUGUGUCCUGCACACCAGCCUUGCCUUUACAGCUAACACUUAGCAUAGUGGGAGAGGAUGAUAACUAUACCAUGCACACUUCAUAAUUAGUUUUUUUCCUUACAUGCAUUAGUUUGCCUUUUAAAUGCUAAAUUAUUUUUAAAUGAUGUUGAUUUGGGUUUUUUAAUAAUUGAAUUUAAAAAUUUUGCAGAUUUUAAUGAAAAAAAAAAUCCUGAUUUAAGAAAAGAAAGUGUUAACUUUUACUACCCGUCUCCCAGAAAACCGGCCAUUUCUAAAGGAAUCGUUUUGCUACCUUUGCUGCCUUAUAAAGGACAGAAUUUUUUUUCUUCUUGUGCAUAAUUUAUAAAUGCAGUUUAUUUUAUUUUUACCCGAUCAAAAUAAAUGCAUUUGAGGCGUUUGUCAGUUAAUGUAUCAGUCACGAAGACAACUUCCUUUAUAUCAGAUUUUGUUAAUUGCACAGACACGUUAGUGAUCUAAAGCUCUUUAUCAAACGAAUAACCAUAUCAAGUAUAAAAAUUAGUCACUGGCUUUUAAUCCAAGAGUUGGAUUUGGAUCAGUGGUGCGAAUGAAUGUAUGUUUUUGUUAUUGGUCUGAGGCCUUCCCACCAUUUAAGCUUUAAACAUUGUCAUAUUUCACAUUGUAUAAGUGUGAGUUUAAUUAAACUAAAUGGCUUUUUAGUCUCCCUGAUCCAGAACUAGAGGAUUAAAGUCUACACAGGACAAUAUAAAAUUGCACAGAGAAAAUGUACUUCGAUAUUAGGUUUGUUUCAAAGUAUGCGGUCCUUGAAUAUGCUGUUUGUUUUUUUCUGUUUUCUGGACCAUGUUGCAUGCUGUUACUGGAACAUUCCCAUUAUCAGCCUGAAAGACACAGAUACACAUUUUUUCAAACUGCAAACGCAAUCUCUGACCAUGAACAUCAAAAGUACAAGUCCAAUAAAAAGAUCUAGGUGUCUGUCUUGCUGUCAGUAUCAAAUAUGGUACUGUGCUUUUCAUUAAUGUAACACUGGGCUUGAGAAUGAACUUUACAUUCACUUGGGUUUUGGUUUUUCACAAAUCUCAUGUCUAUAAUCUCUGGAUUGGUUACUCCUGACAGGCAUGUGAAGGUAGUCGGUAAUGGUUUUAUUGGGUGAUUUGAUGGUUUUUUUUAUUUGUUUUGUUUUUUUAAAUCUAAUGUAAACUGAAGCCACUGAAAUGCUUUUACUGUGUGAAUAAUGUAUAAAUCAUUGGGAGAAGCGAAACUUGAGAUGGAACUGAGCCAGUCAGCACAGAGACCGAGCAUCUAUGACAUCCACACCCUGUGUGGACUGGGUGCUUCUUGCAUGUCUGGCUUAAUGCUAAUUUUAUUUUCAAUCCUGGGUGAGGUUAAAUAGAAGAAGAGGAAUUUGUCAUCUUUAAUAAAUCACUUGACCGUUCUGUGGUUAGGUGACGACUAUGUAAAACAAUAGCUUUAAUUUAACUGUUCUAAUCUUAGUUUUUCAUCUUGCUCUUGCUAACUCAAAAAACAGUUUUGAGUGAUAACACUUUACGAAUGGCUAAUUAAUCAUGUAUUGUAUUUUUGUAAAGAAAAAGAAAACACAUUUUCAUGCUAUGUGAUCCACUACAUUUUGCAGCAGAACAGUUGUUUUGAUUUCAAUCGGGCGGGGGGCUUUUUUGCUACAUAGGAGAUGGAGGGGCUGAAAGCUUGAGAAUAGAGUUCAUUCAGGACUGUAACUAGUGAAUUUGUACAACCAAAGAAGUCUAUUUUGUGGUUCAGGAAUAAAGUUUACUUUUCAUUUAA